This is a messenger RNA of Salvelinus sp. IW2-2015, 1847 nucleotides long. RefSeq names its product antifreeze protein Maxi. Gene Ontology annotation, biological process: proton motive force-driven ATP synthesis. NCBI's taxonomy places the organism in Eukaryota, Metazoa, Chordata, Actinopteri, Salmoniformes, Salmonidae. The record is from RefSeq and is a predicted model, not a curated record. Gene Ontology annotation, molecular function: proton transmembrane transporter activity.
GUCACUGUUGAGAAUCUGUUACAUAAACCGCUCUGAAACUGUGACCAUCGGACAGGAGCAUCAAGAUUAGCCCAUAAAAUACCUACCAAUAAGUCUGGAACUAUUUUAAUUCUAACUUCAUAGAUAUAGAUAGAUAUAGAAAUAUAGAAAAGAUCCACCAUCGGUCGAACAUUUGUGGAUUCUUCCUGACUAUUGGAGCCAUUGAAUUUAAUUGACAAAGGUGGUAAAACUUUCACUGACCUAAUGGCAAUGUCAUCUUGACCAUGGGAGUUCACAUUCGUAAAGAAUGAGACUAAAAACAGACGGUCGCUGCGCAUCAUCUGUUACUAUCAUGUUCCAUAUUGCAGACGUGUAAUGAUUGUUGUUGUGCACUGCUUCAACACACAGACGCACUCAGGCAAACUAAACUGUGGGACGAAAAUCAUUAAGCAGUGUUUCCGCAGGAAUGAUUUUAUGAGCGCAAAGAUGGCGGCUUCUUUGCUGAGGAUAGGGCGACUUGGCUCUGUCAAGUGUGUGCAGGCAGAGAGGUGGAGCACUCUGAGUGCUCCUGCAGCUGCGGCCCUAUGCACGAAAGCUGGUGGUACCAAGAAGCCCAAGAAGAGCAGCUCAGCAAAAAAGUCCCAGGGCAAAACAUAUUUUGAUUUAGAGAAGCUUGUACCACACAGAAAAUAUGUGGAGUUUCCAAAGAAAGUAAUGACACCAGCUGCUGCAGCAAAACUUGCCGCCGCCCCAAAGCCUGUUGAAGCCACUGCCCCAAAGCCUGUUGAAGCCGCGGCUGAAGCUGUUCCGGCCCCCGCUGCAGUCGAAGUCACCCCCGUCGUCGACACAGUCGCCCCCGCAACUGAAGCCAUUGUUGAAUCCGCCGCUCUUGUAGCCAAAGCCGCCCCCGUUGUUGAAGCCGCUGCAUCAGUAGCUGAAGCCGCUCCUGUUUCAGCCGAAGCGGCUCCCAUCGUUGAAGCUUCAUCAGCAGCCAACGCUCCUGUUGAAGCCGUCCCAGAUGCUGCUGCCCCUGCAGAAGCGGUUGCUGAAGCUGCCCCAGUUGAAGCCAUAGCAAAGGCCCCAGUAGAAGCUGCCCCAGUUGAAGCUGCCCCAGUUGAAGCCAUAGCAGAAGUUGUGGUUGAAUCUGCAACCAUCGAAGGUGCGGCUGAAGCCCUCGUGGAAGUUGUAGCAGAGGUUGUGACUCUAGCUGCCCCCAUUGAAGCUGUGGCUGAAGCCCUCAUUAAAGCUGCAGCAGAGGUUGUAGCUGAAGCUGCCCAAGUUGACGCUGCAGCAGAGGAGCUGAUUGCAGAGCCCCCCCCGGCCGAGGCAGAACGGAUUGAGGCACAUGAGGUUCAACUGGACCCAAUCCAGAAGCUCUUCCUGGAUUCGAUCCGCGAGUACUCCUCAAAGAGUGUGGCCAGUGGCGGUUUGGUAGAGGCAGGCCCUGCGUAUGAGAAGAACUUAGCAGAGGAGUUGACUAAACUCCAGCGGCUUUAUGGUGGUGGAGAACUCACAGCUUUCCCAGAGUUCAAGUUCACAGAGCCCAAGCUGGAGGAAGUGGCCCCCAAGUAAACAUCAACAGUUUUUAUUUUUUUAUUAUACAGCUUUUUCCUGUCCAUCUGUUCUAUGAAUAUUGGAAGUCUAAAGAUAACUGUAUGAAGUUGAUACUAAAAUCCUUUUAAUUUUCUAUGUGGGGGGGAUAGAGCUGAUUCCGUAUAAAUAAAAGUUCUCUGACUUAAAGUCUGUAUUAGAUGCACAUGUUUGGAGGUCAAGCGUAGGCUGAGCUUUGAGCUGUGAAAUAGAUAUGCAUUUACAUAGGAUGAUCCAGGAAUGUUGGAUGGGGGGAAUAAACUCUGAUCCAUAUUCUA